Messenger RNA from Cavia porcellus (domestic guinea pig), 4498 nucleotides. RefSeq names its product phosphoinositide-3-kinase adaptor protein 1 (gene Pik3ap1). Gene Ontology annotation, biological process: signal transduction. Gene Ontology annotation, cellular component: cytosol. Gene Ontology annotation, molecular function: signaling receptor binding; phosphatidylinositol 3-kinase regulatory subunit binding. The record is from RefSeq and is a predicted model, not a curated record. The transcript is spliced from 17 exons. The coding region runs from base 210 to 2630 and encodes 806 amino acids. NCBI's taxonomy places the organism in Eukaryota, Metazoa, Chordata, Mammalia, Rodentia, Caviidae.
CAGGCGGGGCGGGCCCGUGGUCACGCCCUCGCGCGAGUCCUCGCCGCCAGCCGCCAGCCGCCAGCCGCCAGCCGCCGGCCGGGAGGAAGCGCCAGAGCGCGCUGGUCCCCUCGGAGCCCGGGCGCCCUGUGGCCCGCGCUUGGGACACCGCCCGGCCAGCUCCGGGCGCCGCGGCGGGGCGCCGCGGCGGGGAUGCGAGAGCGCCCGGGAUGGCAGUCUCAGGGGUGUCCCGAAGAUGCGACAUCCUCACUGUCUACAGCCCAGAUGCCGAGGAAUGGUGCCAGUACCUCCAGGACCUCUUCCAGGCCAGUCGGCAGGUGCGCACCCAGAAGUUGCUGACGCACAGGCUGGGCCCCGAUGCCUCCUUCUCGGCCGAGGACCUGCUCCUCUUCCUGGGCGCCCGCUGCGUGGUGGUGCUGCUCUCGGCCGAGUUGGUGGAGCACUUCUACCGGCCGGCGCUGCUGCCGCUGCUGCAGAGGGCGCUGUACCCGCCACACCGCGUGGUGCGGCUGCUCUGCGGGGUGCAGGGAGCCCAGGACGAGUUCCUGCCCUUGUUUCCGGACUGGGCCGACUGGCAGGAGCUGACCUGUGAAGAUGAGCCCGAGGCCUAUGUGGCCGCGGUGAGGAAGGCCAUUUCAGAAGAUUCUGGCUGUGACUCAGUCACUGACACAGAGCCUGAGGACGAGAAGGUCCUUUCCCAGUCAAAGCAGCAGAGCCUGUCAACGACAGAGACUUCUUCUGGAAACCUGAUGGUGGUGCAGCCGGACCGCAUUCGCUGUGGGGCAGAAACUAUUGUCUACAUCAUUGUGAGAUGUAAGUUGGAUGAGAGGGUAGCAACAGAGGCAGAAUUUUCUCCUGAGGAUUCUCCCUCUGUGAGGGUAGAAGCCACACUGGAGAAUGAGUACACAGUUUCUGUGAGGGCGCCUGAUCUUUCAUCUGGGAAUGUUUGUCUGAAGAUUUAUUCCGGGGAUUUAGUGGUGUGUGAAGCUGUUAUCAGCUACUAUACUGACAUGGAGGAAAUUGGGAAUUUACUGUCCAGUGCUGCAAAUCCUGUGGAGUUUAUGUGCCAGGCUUUUAAAAUUGUGCCCUACAACACAGAGACCCUUGAUAAACUGCUGACGGAGUCCCUGAAGAACAAUAUUCCUGCAAGUGGACUGCACCUUUUUGGAAUCAGCCAGCUGGAAGAGGAAGAUAUGAUGACAAAUCAGAGGAAUGAAGAGCUGCCUACCUUACUGCAUUUUGCUGCAAAGUAUGGACUGAAGAACCUCACCGCCUUGCUACUCACCUGCCCAGGGGCCCUCCAGGCAUACAGUGUGGCCAACAAGCAUGGCCACUACCCCAAUACCAUCGCCGAAAAACAUGGCUUCAGGGAUCUCCGGCAGUUCAUCGAUGAGUACGUGGAGACAGUGGACAUGCUGAAGAGCCACAUUAAAGAGGAGCUGAUGCAAGGAGAGGAGGCUGAUGCUGUGUAUGAGUCCAUGGCCCAUCUGUCCACAGACCUGCUCAUGAAAUGCUCCCUCAAUCCCGGAUGUGAUGAGGAGCUGUAUGAGUCCAUGGCUGCCUUUGCCCCAGCAGCCACAGAGGACCUCUAUGUUGAAAUGCUUCAGGCAAAUACAUCUAAGACAGUCUCUGGAGAUGGUUUCUCUAGGCCUACUAAGGAUUCUAUGAUCCGCAAGUUUUUAGAAGGUAACAGCACAGGAAUGGCCACUUUGCAGAGAGAGCAACAAUGUCUUGGCGAGGAAGAUGUUUAUCACACGUUGGAAGAUGAUGAGACCUUUUGCAUGGACCUGGCCAGCAGGCCUCCUGUCCCUGUACCCAGGCCAGAGACCAGUCCUUCUGGUGCUCAUCAGCUGCCUGACAAUGAACUGUACAUUUCCAAAGUUUUUGCAGAAAAAAGUCAAGAACAGCCUGGGAAUUUGUAUGUUUCCUCAGAGCACUUCCGGAAAGAGCCACCUGUCAGACCAUGGAGGGACAGGCCCCAGUCAAGUGUAUAUGACCCAUUUGCUGGAAUGAAGACGCCGGGCCAGCGGCAGCUCAUCACACUGCAGGAACAGGUGAAGCUGGGCAUUGUCAACGUGGAUGAGGCCGUGCUGCACUUCAAGGAGUGGCAGCUCAACCAGAAGAAGCGGUCUGAGUCCUUUCGCUUCCAGCAGGAGAACCUUAAGCGGCUAAGAGAUAGCAUCACCCGAAGACAGAAAGAGAAGCAGAAGUCAGGGAAGCAGGCAGACCUGGAGAUCACAGUCCCCAUCCGGCACUCCCAGCACCUGCCUGGGAAAGUGGAGUUUGGAGUCUAUGAGAGCGGCCCCAGGAAAAGCGUCCUCCCUUCAAGAACAGAGCUAAGGCGUGGUGACUGGAAAACAGACAGUACCUCCAGCACAGCGAGCAGCACGAGUAAUCGCUCAAGCACACGAAGCCUCCUCAGUGUGAGCAGUGGAAUGGAAGGUGACAAUGAGGACAAUGAAGUCCCGGAAGUUACCAGAAGUCGUAGUCCAGGCCCCCAACAAGUGGAUGGAACACACACCGUGCCCUCUGAGAGGCCCCCCAGGGUGCCUCCUCGAGCCGCCUCGCAGAGGCCUCCAACCAGGGAGACCUUCCAUCUUCCUCCACCUGUUCCACCCAGAGGUCGCUGAUUCCAUCUCCUAAACUCUGCCUACUUGAAAACAUUAAGACUUGCAACUUUCAGCCUGUUAAUGAUGUCUUCAUGUUGUGUUUUCUGGUGUACUACUGAUUUUAAUAUCCACUCUCAUUGCUCAUAUUGUUGCAGUUCUAAUGGGCUGGGUUAUCCCUGAAAAAUACAUUAUCAAGAUAGGAAGAGUUAAAGACUCUGUACACCAUCAUCAAGAAUAUUGAUCCAUAUUCUUUUCUCCAAAAACAAAAAAAAAGACCCCCCCCCAAUGGACUUAUUUAGGACAUUUACCUCUACUUUUCUAUAUCAAAAGCCCAGUAAGAUUGAUUAGAAGUGUACUUAGAUGUGAUUUUACUGCAGUGUACUUAUAUUACUCCUAAUGUAUUUGCUAGUCCAGCCGAAUUUCUAGAAAUUAUUAUGGUAUAAGACUUACACAGUAUUCAAAUAAGAAAGUGGCAUAAUUUUAAAAUAGUUCUUCUGUUUGCCUAUAUAUUUAGGAGGGUAACAUACAACAAACUGAAAAAGACCUUAGAAAGGGAUGAGUCCUAACUUCUCAUGUAGGUAAGGCAAAUCUGAGGUCCCAUAGAAAUCUAGAACCAAGACUUCUCAGAGGUUUAAGAGGAAGAGAUCUGAACCUAUUGAUUGUAGAUCAAUGUACUUCCUAUCUCUAGCAAGCUAAUUCAUCUUUUCUUCAAGAUACGCCCAGAUGUAGAAAUUCAUCAGUGAGGCUGGAUGUGGUAGAGCACCCCUAUAAUCCCAGCACUCAGGAGACUGAAGCAGGAGGAUAGCUGUGAGGUUGAGGUCAACCUGAAGUAGAAAGUGAGUUUGAGGCCAGCCUGAACUGCCUAGUGAAACCCUGUCUGAAAAAAGAUAGAAAAAAAAAAAUUCAUCAGUGACUAUAAGCCUUUUGGAAGUUUCUCCUUUUCUCAUCUCCCAGGUAUGCAGCUACCAAGUACUUCCUUCAGUUUGGAUACUUAUAACUCAUUGUGCUUUCAAACCAUCGAUUUUGCCAAGGAACCAAUGAAAAUUGUUAGAACUAGAAGCACAGGAUCCCAAGGACUUCACCUAUUUGCUCUAUUGCCUUUUUUAUUUUUAUACUUUAAAGAUAAUAGACUCCAACAAAACAAAACAGAACAAAGCCAAUCAAAACAAAGCGGCAAAAUUGGUACAGAACUGGAAAGCAGGAUACUAGGAAAAUAGCUAGCAUAGCAUAUCUUGUUAUCUUCACAUUAGCUGUCCAUUCCAUCAGGUAUAGCAACAUCAAACCAAAACAAAACAGAGUAAAACAAAUCAAAACAGAACACUGAAUAAAGCAAAACAAUUAAUCAGAACAAAAUGAAAUAAUAACACUGUUGGACUUAAAAGACAGAAGGAAUUUCCCCAUAUUUGUUGUAUUGCAUUCUGUCAUCCUCACAACAGAUGUUCAGAUUGCCAGCCCCAGGCUUGCAAAAUCAACCAAACAAUACAAGAAUUUAGUUGCUUUUUGUACCGCAGUUGCUAUCAACUCAGCUUUUCCUCCAGAUCAUUGUUACUUACAGUGGGGUGAGUAGGCUCAUAGGACUGACUUUUCUCUUUUUGGACCCUGCAUGGCUUGUGUGGCUUAUCAGAAAGGCUGGCUAGUUGGCUUCUUGUUUGACUCCUCCCAGUCCCAGCAUAGCCGAUUAUCAGGAGGUGCUGACUUUUCUCUUUCUGGAUCCUGCAUCUGUUCUAUUGCCUGUUAAGUAUUUAGUUCUAACCAUAAAGACAGAGAAAGACUGUUAUUUCUCUCUGCUGAGGGAUCUGAAAAGGAAGAAACUAAAUAGAAAUACUUUGAAUACUUUAUUGUAUUUUAUUCUUACAUUAAAAUAAAUAGAAAACAUAAAAUUCAAAAUA